AUGUUUGUCCGCCCAAAAAUAAUUCCAGUACAGGGUGUUUGCUGCAAACUGAAAAUCCUCCCCAUCACUUUUCUCACUAGCCUGCGAACAGCGGACGCAUUUCCGGAGGGAGAGAAGCGACGACCGGAAAUGCCUCUGCUGUUCGCAGGCUAUUUUUUCACGAAAUUUUCACCGACAUGUGGACCCCUUUCUUCACCAUUCAGACCCCCUCUAGAGUAUUGCCGAGUAAAAACCCAGAGAGACGCCUGGGAACGUAUAACCCUCAGGCACUGGUUUGCAUACGUAGGUUUUGUGUGGUUUCGGUCGAUUGAGUCUCUUUCUAGACUUGUGAUGAACAUGAAUGGUAGUGAUUUGUCAAAAUUUCGAUAUGACAAGGCCAUAGUCUGUGGGAUACCUUCAUCGCUGCCUGCUGCUGCACAAAGACAGAGUGAUUGCCUGGAGCCGGUUAACUUGAGCAAAGCAUUAAACCAACAUGCUAACUACGUUCGAGCUUUGAAAAAUAUGGGAUUACAAGUCAUAGAGCUUACAGCGGACGAACAGUACCCAGACUGUGUAUUUGUUGAAGAUGCUGCAGUGGUGUGUGGUGACAUUGCUUUAGUUUGUAGGUUGGGUCACCCAACCAGACGUGGCGAGUCCGCCAGGAUGAAAACUGUGCUACAGGAGCUUGGUUUGAGUGUGGAAGAAAUGGAACACCCUGCUACUCUAGAUGGAGGGGACGUCCUCUUCACAGGUAAAGAAUUCUUAGUGGGAUUAUCUGAGAGAACGAAUGAGCAAGGAGUACACAUCUUAGCGGAAACGUUCGGUGACUAUCCUGUGACAGCCAUUUCAGUUUCGAAUCACCUGCAUCUCAAAUCCUUGAUGUCAAUGGCUGGACCUGACACUGUCAUGGUUGGAGGAAGUAGUGAAGCAGACGACGUUUGGAAUGAAGUUGAGAAAAAAAGCGAAGUUCAAGUAUGA
This is a messenger RNA of Porites lobata, 957 nucleotides long. The record is from the annotation of a GenBank genome assembly. NCBI's taxonomy places the organism in Eukaryota, Metazoa, Cnidaria, Anthozoa, Scleractinia, Poritidae.